AUGUGGGAAGGAAAGAUGCUGACUGCACGAACGCGAAAUUUGGCAGAGGAAGUCGCGAAGAUACAGCCAGCAUUACCUCGUGCUUCUAAGGAGAAAACUUCCACUUCCAAGACUACUACUGUUGCAAAUACUACUGCUAAUACUACGUCUAAUAAGAAUAGUAAUAAUCCUACUACUACUAAUAAUACUAAUAAUACUAGUACACCUUCAUCGUCUGAGGGUAAUGAGAGCGAUGCUGUGUGUGUGGAGGAUGUCUAUUCCUUUCCAGCCACCACCGGCAUUGGAUUUGAUAUUCUUCUGCAAAGUACUCGACAUGGUGGGGCUACUACUGCUAACGCUGCUAUUCCAGCAUCCAAAUCCCAAUCUCAAUCCAAGUCUAAAUCUAAAUCCCGACCACAGCCCUUCACACAUCUGCUAGUUUGUGACUUUGAGGCUACAUGCGAUUCGGCGAGUCCACAUUAUCAUCACGAGAUCAUCGAGUUCCCUGUUGUUUGUAUUGACGUGGCACAACUUCGCGUAGUGGCGGAGUUUCACUCAUUUGUGCGUCCCACACGACAUCCGAUUCUCACAGACUUCUGCACAUCACUUACGGGUAUCACACAGGCCGUUGUUGAGGCGGCACCAACACUACCAGAAGUCCUGCGGCAAUUUCAAACUUGGUUAACGAAUGAUGUCUACCCGCUUUGUAAGUCUGCAGACCCAAACAGCAUCAGUCGAUUGAAUCAACAACAACAACGCCAAUUUGUCUAUGAUGAGGCUCAUCACCCGGCAUGUGUAGAAUAUGAGAAAAAGGUCUGUUUCGCCACCGAUGGACCCUGGGAUAUGCGUAAGUUUAUGCAUGAGUGUAGUGUAUUACGUGAUGGACAUGAGUUUCCCCCAAUUUUUUAUCGCUGGGUGAAUGUUCGCCAUUGUUUUUCAGAACACUUUCGCACUCGCCCACGCAAACUAACCGACAUGCUGCGAAAACUUGGAAUGUGCUUCCAUGGCCAUCCCCACAGCGGCAUUGAUGACGCCCGCAAUAUUGCCCGUAUUCUCAUUGAAUUGCUGAGACGCGGCUAUCAGGUGCGGCAUGUGAGUACCAUCAAGUACACCGCCGGUGCAGGGGGCGAUGGAAACAUGACCGCAGCAGUGGCGGAGUUAAUGGAGGAGUUCGACGUGAGUGAAGGGCGGCCAACUCGCUGCAAAGGCGAAAAGAAACAAAAGCGCAAACACCGCAACCGCCACUAG
Messenger RNA from Trypanosoma theileri, 1227 nucleotides. RefSeq names its product exonuclease. The record is from RefSeq and is a predicted model, not a curated record. Gene Ontology annotation, biological process: exonucleolytic trimming to generate mature 3'-end of 5.8S rRNA from tricistronic rRNA transcript (SSU-rRNA, 5.8S rRNA, LSU-rRNA). NCBI's taxonomy places the organism in Eukaryota, Euglenozoa, Kinetoplastea, Trypanosomatida, Trypanosomatidae. Gene Ontology annotation, molecular function: 3'-5'-RNA exonuclease activity; nucleic acid binding. Bases 1 to 1227 code for a protein of 408 amino acids. The transcript has a single exon.